AUGUCUUGCCUCGCAAGGAACAUACUCGCCGCCAGCAUCUUCUCCAUCGAAGGUCUCGUCACGGAACUUGGUAAUGAUCCUGACGCGAGAGCCAGUCGUACGAUUCCUGCCAAGAUCAUGCAGAUUCAGAGUGCCCUCGGCAACUUCAAGAGCAAGGUGAUGGACCCCUCGCUAACGCUUCUUACGGAGACAAGUGAAGAACGAAGAGCCCGCAUCAUGGUGGGCGUGAUGGAAAGGGCCAAAGAGAGUGACGCUUCCAAUGCUCACCAAUCCCUCCAUUGGUCGGUGGCCGUCAGCACCAUCUCUCUCGCGAGCAUGGCUAGCGCUGUCUCUUCUACCAGUGUCAGCGCAGUUGCCAGUCCCAGCCUCGAGGAUGUGAAGCAGGGUGUGACUACGACGUCCGCAGAACAGCCGACGAACACCAACCUCGAGGAGAAACAGGAUGACUCUGUGCCUACCAGCGUGCUCAAAGACGACGUCCAUAGCAUCAUCGACAGCUUGGUCAGGCCACCGUCGCCCGUUCCAGCUUUCAUUCCAGCUCUUGCCUUUAUCUCAGAGGAAUCCGACCAGAGCAUCGGCUCGGCAGUUCUUGACCCAAUCAUUGUCAAAGAUUCCAUUCCUCGUGACGCUCAGCUAUCCUCCGGAUCCUGCACUCACGGAUUCGAGGAUGUCUUUCAUGAUGAUGAGGAAGAUUACGACGAGGAUUCCUAUUUCGAAUCACAGUGGUCUGGGUUCGGGAUCGAUGAUAAGCUAGUCAUCGGUUUCUGCGACGGUGAGCCUGAAGGCGAGACUCUAGGGAUGCACACAUCACGAUUCCUUUACACUUCUAAGUCGGAGCCUACCAUCUCUUCCCAAACCCGUGAAGAAUCGGCAGCGAUUAGCGUCUCAAUCUCCAGCUCGUUCCUCUAUUCCAGUCAUUCGAUCGUCAGAGCACCCGCACCUGAUGUCAUUCUCGCUUGGGUGAAACAAGCUGCUUUAUUCGAGGUCAGAUUCAAGCACCAUGCGCAUGUAGUCCAGUGCACACCAACCAAGUCAUUCCAUGGCGAGCUCCAUCUGGCAGAGGAAGGCGGUUUCCAGCCGCUCAGCGUAGACAAUGUUCUCCCGGUCGCUUCCAAGAAGCGCGUCCCUGUCAUGUCCUCCUCGGCGUCGGCUCCGUGUCUGUCGCCCACUCCGCCUUCGUUGUACGGCGAUCUUUCGACAUCGCGUUCGGACUCCAUCGGCCUCUCGCUCCGGAUCUCGGACAUACUCGAGCUUCUCCCAAGCGCGACUUCUCGUAACGAGGAAAGCACAAAGAAGGCUUCGAGUAUCCUUCCGAACAGUCGUCUCACCGAACGCCCGCAUUCGUCAGCGCACACCGACAUCUUCACACCCGACGUCGUCGAGGAUGCCACCGACAAGUCCAAGGUCGAAUCUCCAUUUCCGGACGCUACGCCUGCCAAGUCAACUAUAGUCGCAGCAUCCAAGUCGAUCACCAUCACUCCCUCCUCUCUUGGCCUUUCGUUCAUAACUUUCGACUCCCCCCUAUUCUCUUCCGACGCUACACCUUCUACCCAUUCAACGCCUUCUUCAGCUCCGUCGUCGCCCCCACCCACUACACCAUCGCCGGAUCUCAACCAUUUUAUCAAGCCCCUGAUCGUCGCCAGGACACUUGAUGCCGAUGCCUCGCCCCGUUCGCCGAGCUCCUUCUUCAAAGUCAAGUCGGAAUCCAUACGAUCGUUCUUCAGCCUUUCUCCGUCCACGAAGGCCGACAUCACCCGCACCAAGUCCGGCAGGGUCUCUUCGUUGCGCUCGUUCUUCACGCCAAACAAGACCAAAGAUACCCUGUUUUCGCCGGUGAAUGCUCCUCGUUGGUCUGCCGACUCGGGUUGUUCCUCGCCCUCAAGUUGCUCGUCUCCGGCGACUCCCGUUAACCGCGCUCGCGCUCGCCUCGUUCCAUUCCGAAACAAGCCCACUUUAUCCUCGAAGCUUCCCUUCUUCAAGCGUUCUGUUGUUCGCAUUUGA
Molecule: messenger RNA, 2001 nt
Organism: Coniophora puteana RWD-64-598 SS2
Lineage: Eukaryota; Fungi; Basidiomycota; Agaricomycetes; Boletales; Coniophoraceae
Exons: 4
Coding region: 1-2001 (666 amino acids)
Source: RefSeq, a predicted model, not a curated record